Messenger RNA from Medicago truncatula (barrel medic), 948 nucleotides. RefSeq names its product PLAT domain-containing protein 3. The coding region runs from base 114 to 680 and encodes 188 amino acids. Gene Ontology annotation, molecular function: protein binding. The transcript is spliced from 2 exons. The record is from RefSeq and is a predicted model, not a curated record. Lineage: Eukaryota; Viridiplantae; Streptophyta; Magnoliopsida; Fabales; Fabaceae.
AUUCUCCAUCUACCAUAUGUCACUCCUCUAUUUAUGAACACACCUACUACAUUGUAUAUGUAUCCAUCAUCACUCAACAAAGUUAAUUUCCCACUUCACCUCUAUCUCUGAUCAUGGCAACCCCAACAAGUCUCUUGGCUCUCUUCUUCCUCCUCUCGUUUUGCUUCGCCGGAAUUGUUACAUCCGAUGAGGAUUGUGUGUACACGGUGUACGUUAGAACCGGGUCGAUCUUCAAAGGAGGAACAGACUCAAUCAUUGGACUCAAGCUAUAUGACUCAUACGGAUACGGUAUAUACAUCAAGAAUCUUGAGUUAUGGGGUGGGUUAAUGGGUCCGGAUUAUAACUACUAUGAACGGGGCAACCUUGAUAUAUUCAGUGGCAAAGGUCCUUGUUUGGAAGGACCUGUUUGUGCGGUAAAUUUGACUUCAGACGGGUCGGGUCCUCAUCAUGGGUGGUAUUGUAAUUAUGUUGAGGUUACUUCUACUGGAGUACACAUUCCUUGCGCUCAGCAACAGUUUGAAGUGGAACAAUGGCUUGCUACCGACACCUCACCUUAUGAGCUUUCUGCUGUUAGGAACUAUUGCCCUAAUGAUUUGAGCCAGACCCGUCAUAAAUUAAAGAUUGUUGAUAGCAUUAGAUCCGGGUCUGGAUCCAGAUCCGACUUUUCUAUUUUGAGUUAAUAAAUCUCUAUGGUUAUUUGUUGCCCACCUAAUAAUGGUAUUGUCAACAAUCAAGAUGUGGCUCUAUUUGAUUGUUUUGUUAGUGUUGUUGGGAAAUAUAUUUUAGCGAAACUUUUUUGGUAUGGUUUUAAUUUAUUUAUUAUGUAGGGUGUCCUACGUGACCUUGUUUAGGUCGCAAACUAGAAUUGGUCACCUAUCGGGUUCCCCGUCUAGAACCCUUAUAUUUUAUAUUGAAUAAAGAAAUGGGCACCACAUGCUUUUGGACUUU